AUGUUGCGUUCUUCUGUUUCCAGAGUGGCUCGUGUAACUCCUAUUAGAUACGCUAGCGUGCAAGCCAUUUCAAAAGCAGCUAUCAUUGAUUUAGAAUCCAGGUGGGAAUCUUUACCUGCUGUUGAGCAGAAUGAACUAGUUGCGAAAUUAAGUGAAAGGCAAAAGCUACCAUGGAGUCAACUAACCAAGACUGAGAUGCAAGCCGCUUGGUACAUAUCCUAUGGUUCAUGGGGUCCAAGAAGACCAAUCCACGCUAAGGGCGAUGCUGCUUUCAUUGCCAAGGGUGUUGCUGUUGGUUUGGCAUUUUCCGUAUCCGUAUUCCUACUAUGUAGAUAUCUUGGAAAAGAUAUGCCAAAAACCAUGACUAAAGAGUGGCAGUUGAAGUCUGAUGAAUACUUGAAAUCUAAGAACGCUAAUCCUUGGGGUGGUUACUCUCAAGUUCAAUCCAAAUAA
This is a messenger RNA of Eremothecium sinecaudum, 453 nucleotides long. RefSeq names its product cytochrome c oxidase subunit IV family protein. The transcript has 2 exons. Lineage: Eukaryota; Fungi; Ascomycota; Saccharomycetes; Saccharomycetales; Saccharomycetaceae. The record is from RefSeq and is a predicted model, not a curated record. Gene Ontology annotation, biological process: mitochondrial electron transport, cytochrome c to oxygen. Bases 1 to 453 code for a protein of 150 amino acids.